Messenger RNA from Eriocheir sinensis (Chinese mitten crab), 1322 nucleotides. Its product is annotated as cadherin-4-like. The coding region runs from base 300 to 797 and encodes 165 amino acids. The transcript is spliced from 4 exons. Gene Ontology annotation, biological process: homophilic cell-cell adhesion. Gene Ontology annotation, molecular function: cadherin binding; calcium ion binding. Gene Ontology annotation, cellular component: catenin complex; plasma membrane. Lineage: Eukaryota; Metazoa; Arthropoda; Malacostraca; Decapoda; Varunidae. The record is from RefSeq and is a predicted model, not a curated record.
CCAGGUGUACGUGGCUGGUGAGCUGGACCGGGAGAGGCAGGCCGAGUACACCCUCACCGUCACCGUCACCGACGGGAAGUUUACGGCCAACACGACUGUUACUGUGACAGUCAUUGACAUCAACGACAACGGUCCGGUGUGCAAGGAGCCAAUCUACCGUCGGGAGAUCUCUGAGGAUGCCACCCCAGGCACCCAGGUGGCCUCUGUUGUGUCCUGGGAUGCCGAUGAAGGCACUGCUGCCUGGAGCCGCUACAUUCUCACCGGGGACAGCGCCCACCACUUCAGUAUUGACCAGCUGAAUGGCCACGUGGCCACAGCCACCCAGCUGGACAGAGAGGCACGGGACCACUACCACCUCACUGUUUAAUCGCACUCUAUAUGAAGCUUACGUGGAGGAAAAUUCAUCUCCUGGCCAGCUAGUCAUCAACCUGGUGGCCACGGACCUUGAUGCCUGGGACCUGGGCAAGCUGCAGUACACCAUCCUGCACCAGACUUCAGAGGGAGCCUUCACCGUGGACAAAGAAGGCAACCUAUACACUGAGACACCUCUGGAUCGCGAGUCCCUGCCCAUGCACAGCCUCAAGGUGUCUGUGAUGGACGAGGGGGGCCGGGCCAGCUUCACGGCGGUGCGUGUGACGGUCCGCGACAAGAACGACAACCCACCAGUCUUCACGUUGCCGGAGUAUCAGGCGAACAUCAACACUGACUUGGCUCCCAGGACAACCAUUCUCAAGGUGGGGAACACUGGGCAGGGAGGAGUUAGGCCCCGUUCACACCGUGGCAACGCUGGGCCAUGACAACUCAGCGACUUUUAGGCCCCCAUCACACUGUGCCGACUCGGCAUCUGACAAUCGUUUCUAGACCUCUUUCCGACCAUGUGCGACCCUUUCACAUCAGCAUUUCACACCCAAGACCUUGUGUGCCCUUAGUCGCUGGGUUGUCAUGGCCCAGAGUCAGCACAGUGUGAAUGGCGCCUUAAUCAACUAAUUUCCUUUAUGGCCUUUGGAAAUAUUUGUUGAGAGACCCAAAAUAGUCUAAGAAUGGACUGUAUUGGCUAUACAGGCAGCGCCACAUGUGGCCACUCAACUCCAAGCUGAAUUUCCCAUAGAGUUCAAGUUAUAGACUAGAGUGCGUCUGAGGCUGUCUCAGGGAUACACGGCCAUGAUGCCGCCAUCGCCCCCAGCCGAUGAUUGCACACUCUUCACUCCUACCCGAUUUCAGUUUUUCUCCAUGUCAAAUAGUAGUCAGGAAAUCGGGUAGGAGGAAAGUGUGUGCAGUCGUUGGCUUGGAGCGGUGGCGGCACCAAGGCCUUGUAUCCUGGA